Auxenochlorella protothecoides is the source of this 2421-nucleotide messenger RNA. Its product is annotated as S-adenosylmethionine decarboxylase proenzyme. Gene Ontology annotation, biological process: spermine biosynthetic process; spermidine biosynthetic process. The coding region runs from base 1 to 2421 and encodes 806 amino acids. Lineage: Eukaryota; Viridiplantae; Chlorophyta; Trebouxiophyceae; Chlorellales; Chlorellaceae. The record is from RefSeq and is a predicted model, not a curated record. Gene Ontology annotation, cellular component: cytosol. The transcript is spliced from 3 exons. Gene Ontology annotation, molecular function: adenosylmethionine decarboxylase activity.
AUGUGCGUCGCCGCCCUGCCCUGCCCCGCCUUCGAGGGGUCUGAGAAGCGCAUCAGCGUCAGCUUCUCCUCCCGUGCGGGCGCCGUCGGCGCCGGCCUGCGCGCGCUGACCCGCGCCGAGCUGGACGCGCUGAUGGACAGCGCCGCCUGCCUCAUCGUGUCGGUGCGCCACCACGCCAGCCACGACGCCUACGUCCUGUCUGAGUCCUCCUGCUUCGUCUACCCUGACCGCAUCGUGGUCAAGACCUGCGGCACCACCCGCCUGCUGGCCUGCGUCCCCCUGCUCCUCCGCCUCGCUGCCGGUCUGGGCCUGGAGCCGGCCGCGGUCAAGUACUCCCGCGCCAGUUUCCUCUUCCCUGCCGCGCAGCCCGAGGAGCACGCCAGCUUCGAGGCCGAGACCGCCGUCCUGCGCGCCGCUUUUGCCGCGCUGCCCCUGGCCUCCGCCUACGUCCUGGGCGACGCGCUGGCGGGCCUGCAGUGGCACGUCUUCGCCGCGGGCGUUGCGCGCGGCGCGGCCGCAGUGGCGCAGGCCCCCCCUCCGCCCCCGCUGCACACCCUGGAGCUGUGCAUGACCGGCCUGUGCCCGCGCAAGGCCGCCAACUUCUUCCGCACCGAGGCAUUUGUGGACAGCCGCCGCGUGACAUGCGACUCGGGCAUCCAGGACCUCCUCCCCAAGGCCGAGAUCGAUGACUAUGUGUUCGAGCCCUGCGGCUACUCCAUGAACGCAGUGGAGGCGGGGUCCUUCUCCACCAUCCACAUCACGCCCGAGGACGGCUUCUCCUACGCCUCCUUCGAGCUUUGCGGCUACGACCCCGCCACCAUGGACGUGCCCGACCUGGUGGCGCGCGUGGCGGCCGUCUUCCGCCCCCGCCACAUGGCGGUGGCACUGUCGGUGGACGCCCCAGCUGGCGCCUGCGUCGGCGACGUGGACGGCGCCACCUGGCGCGCACGGCGCUCGCUGCCGGCCGGCUAUGCCUGCCACGCGGGGUCCUUCCAGGAGCUGCGCGCGGGCGGGCACGUCGCCUUCUUCGGCCUGGACCUGGAGGAAGGGGAGGCGUUUGACGGCCAGGCCGAGGACCUCCCGCACGCCGCCGACGAGGCCCUGGGCGCCGCCGGCCAGCUGCAGGCCGACUGCGCCGCCAAAGCCAUGGAGCUGGCGCUGGAGGCCACGGCCGGCGUGCUGGGAGGGCACGCGGUGGCCGCCUGCGACGCCGGCGCGGGCAGCUCCGACGGCGGGUCGCCGCGCGGCGUGGUGUCUCGGGACACCCUCUCCUCCGUCCUCACCGACCUCGACUCGCUGGGCGAGGGCGCGGGCGAGUGGGGCGGCGGCCGCGCCACGCCUUCCUCCACCGCCUCGGAGGACGCGCGGCCCGUGGGGCCUCGCCCCCUGGGCGAGGUCCUGGCCCUGCACGGCGCCCACCCGCUGCCCGACGGCUCGCGUGCCUCGCUGGACGCGCACGCGGCGGCCCUGAUCGCCUCGCGCGGCCUGGAGGACACCUUCUACCGCCCGCGCGACCUGCGCGCCGGCGCGGAGCUGGGCUGCCCGCUGACCACCUUUGACAGCGUGGACGAGCUGCGCAAGGUCGCCCGCGCCUGGCCCGGCGCGCGCCUGCUCCUGCGCGUGCGGGCCGACGCGCCCGCCGCACGCUGCCCGCUGGGCAACAAAUACGGCGCGGAGACCUGGGAGUGGGCGGCGCUGGCCGCGGAGGCCACGCGCCUGGGCCUGCCCGUCGACGGCGUCGCCUUCCACGUCGGGUCCGGGGCGGGGGCUGACGCGGCGGGGGCUUACGAGAACGCCAUCGCCGUCGCCGCCGACGCGGCCGAGGUCCUGCGCGCCGCGGGGCACGCCGUCUCCAUCCUCGACAUCGGCGGCGGGUUCCCGGGCGGCGCGCUGGGCGGCAUCGCGCCGGCCAUCAACGCCGCGCUGGAGGCGCGCUUCCCGGGCGUGGAGGUGGUGGCCGAGCCGGGACGCUUCUUCGCGGAGCGCAUCGCCACGCUUGCCACCGCCGUGUUUGGCGCGCGCGAGCGCAGCGCGGGCGGUGACGCCAGGGACGUGGACGCCAUCGCCACCCCCACCGUCGAGGACCCCACCCUCCACCCCACCACGCGCGAGCUCUUCGUGACCGAUGGCAUCUACGGCUCCAUGAACUGCAUGCUGUACGACCACGCCAGCCCCCUGCCGCGUGCGCUGGCCACCGACGACCGCGCGCGCGGCGCUCUGGUCCCCACCACCGUGUUUGGGCCCACCUGCGACGGGCUGGACACGCUGGUGCGGGGCCACCCGCUGCCUGCCGGGCUGGGCGUCGGCUCGUGGCUGGUGUGGCCCGACAUGGGGGCCUACACCAUCUGCGGCGCCUCGGCCUUCAACGGCAUGGACGCGGUGAAUGUUCCCCGUUUCUACGUCUGGUCCGUGAAGCCGUGA